Molecule: messenger RNA, 1395 nt
Organism: Armigeres subalbatus
Lineage: Eukaryota; Metazoa; Arthropoda; Insecta; Diptera; Culicidae
Product: zinc finger protein ZIPIC-like
Exons: 3
Coding region: 103-1290 (395 amino acids)
Biological process (GO): regulation of transcription by RNA polymerase II
Cellular component (GO): nucleus
Molecular function (GO): zinc ion binding; DNA-binding transcription factor activity, RNA polymerase II-specific
Source: RefSeq, a predicted model, not a curated record
UGUUACAAAACGUCAUGUCGCAUAAAUAAACAAACGGACGAUGGUGGAUGUGGUUGGUCAUAUUUUUCUGUUCCUGAAAUAAAUCACUCCGUGACACUGGCAAUGACCGAGGAAUCGGCGGCAGAAAACACCUCCGGUUCUGCGGGAAAAAGAUCCUACACUCGACGCUCUCCCCUGUGUCGGUUGUGCUUGCUGGAAAUUCCUAAAAAUGAUCUGCAGGAAAUAUUCUACCGUGGAUCGGACUGGAAGAAGCGAAUCUUCCGUGCCACCGGAAUCAAGGUCCAUCGGAAUGAUCCGACAACCCGGUUGUGCUCAACCUGCCGAAUUAUGCUUGAUCUGAUAGUGAGCUUCCAGGAGAUUUGCGAAAACUCCGAUCUGGUCAUGCGGAAGGGUGCCGAACAACAGAUCGGCACCUUCGUUGGAGACGGCUGGACCAAAGCUUCCGAACUGAUUGAGUCUUUGUGGCGGGUGGUGGCCCAGCGCCGGGAGACUGUGAUGAUGACGGGAAACGGAGUCGUUCGGGAGGAAGUUACGGAGACUAAACAGGAGAUCGUCGAGGUUAGUGUUCCGCCGGGGGAUGAAGUGUAUUUGGAUGAAGCAAGGGUUGAGUGCGAUGAACGGAAGAUGUUGGAGUUGGAACCGUUGGAAAUUAAAAAGGAAGAGGAGGAGAGUGUCGUAGGGGAGAAUGAAGACGACGGAGAUUAUCAGUUUGAGGAGGAGUAUGUGGAAGAGUCCGAUCAGGAGGAAAGCGAGGAGGAAGAGAAACCAAAGAGGAAGCGCGACCGCAGGAAAGCAAACGAGGCGAAGCAACGGUUGAAGAGUGAGAAGGUGAUGUGCGAUACGUGUGGGGCGUUGGUGUCACAGAUCUGUCUCGAGGGCCACCUGAAUCGGCAUCUGGGCGUGAAGCCGUUUGUGUGCGAGAUAGAAGGUUGCGGAAGGCGUUUGUACUCGAAGUAUAGUUUGCAGCAGCAUAGGCAUCUGCACAAGAGCAUCAUGCGGUACUACGACUGUGAGGAUUGUGGCAAGCGGAUCAAGGGAACUAGCUGUUGGAUGCGGCACAGGAAGUUGCACACCGAGGAACCGAAGCAUGAGUGCGACGUUUGCGGGAAGAAAUUCCGACGGAAAUUCGGAUUGAGGUUGCACUCAGUGGUUCAUACGGGAGUGGCGCUUUUCCCGUGCGAGAUUUGCGGCAAGCGUUUUACAGUGAAGCACAAUCUUGGAGCUCACUACAAGAUGCAUAAACGGAAUGGCACCUAUCCAGUGGCCAGCGAAGGGCAGAUGCAAGAAUAGUUGUCCGGUAAGCGACAUACGUUUGCAGAAAUCUGUGUCCUUACGUUAAUUAAAGCUUUUAUAUUUUAAAUGAAAAUACAGCAUCACUAUUAAUCUUUUAGAUAA